Molecule: messenger RNA, 1641 nt
Organism: Rhizoctonia solani
Lineage: Eukaryota; Fungi; Basidiomycota; Agaricomycetes; Cantharellales; Ceratobasidiaceae
Product: DEAD/DEAH box helicase
Exons: 5
Coding region: 1-1641 (546 amino acids)
Molecular function (GO): nucleic acid binding; ATP binding
Source: RefSeq, a predicted model, not a curated record
AUGUCACAGUUUGCCUCAGCGGACGAAUAUGAUUUAUCUCCUGCGCGCGGUAACAAUAAUCCCGCACCUCGCUCAUCCCAAAACAAAUCUCAACUCCUCGAAACCAUGAUGCGAAAUGUCCCUAAGUUAAAGGAACUAAACUACGCCCAAUGGAACAAUAUGAUAACCAACUCGAUCAAAAAAGCGAAACUCUGGGGCUAUAUUGACGGAUCUAUUGAAGAACCUUCGGACCACGAUGCUAGCAAUCUUGCCAUGUACUAUGAAGGGGCAGCGGCUGUUAGGAAUGCGAUCAUAGGAUCUCUCGAGCCUGGAGCACAGAGGUACAUCGAGGAUACGUUGGAUGCAAAGGAUGCCUGGCUCGCCCUCGAAACAAAGUACUUGACUGCUGAAGCUGAAAUCGACGCUGAAUUGAUUGAUAUCGAGAAGCAAUUAUCUGGCCUGAGACUUGAAGAAGAUGGCGACAUGAUCGAGCACAUCGCAGAGUUCUGCCGUAUGCGAUGUCGCCUAAACGGGACUCGUUUUGCACUUGACGACCAAGCGUGCAUCAGUAUGCUCUACCGAUCACUUCCACCAAGCUACCGACAGUCAGUUCUAACUCCGGAAAGGACAGAAAUGCAGAAUUUUGAACCCCAAGCAACAACCAUUGUCGACGAUAUUCCCGAGGACUACACAAACUGGGGAGUCCCGAAGGAUGUGAAGGCGUUCGAAUUGACAGGAAAUAAAAACCCACUGCUCGCCGAGCGGGCCAUGUACGAAUGGCGCCGAGAGCUUUGGGGUACAGAACUUGAUAAGUCAUCGUCACCCGAAGAGGAGAUCGAAGAUUCAGCCAAUAAUACCUCUGUUGAGAGCCUAAUGACUUUCCACAACAAACGACUAAGCUAUGAGUUCUCGGAACCAAUCAAAGUUGUCCUUGAGUUUGACGACCUUGGUCUGCGAACGCAACUGAGGCAGCGGCUGAGCAAUUACUAUUCAAAACCCUCAACAGUACAACAGUGCGCUAUUCUUCCUAUUACUCAUGGGCGCAACGUCCAUAUUCAAGCACCCCAGGGGAAUGGAAAAACAACUGCCCUUGCUAUAUCUGUACUUCAAUCGGUCAACCCGAGUCUCCCACAUAUUCAGGCACUUAUUCUCGCCUCAAGUGCUACAGGAGCCGAUAACUUCAAGCAGAUUCUUUCCAAUUUGGGGCACGGAUUGGGGGUCAAUUGUAGCCACCCAAAUCAAAUUUCAUUCCAGGCAUUCGCAGAGAUCAACAAUCAGCACAUAAUUUUAGGAACACCAGAGAACCUCUUGGGGCUUAUUUGCCGAGACAUUUUGGACACGCGUAAACUCAAAAUGAUGGUUCUAGACGAUGUCGACAGUAUUUCAGAUGCCGGGCUCGAGGAUAAAAUUCUUGAAAUAUAUCGACAUGUUCCUUCGCUUACGCAGAUCAUAGUUUCAUCCACCACACUACCAACGUCCAAUAUCAAGGCUGUGCCCAAACUCUUAGCUAACCCUCUCUGUGUCAUUGUCGGUCGCGAUGAGGGCGUGUGUAAGAGCGCUCCUCAUUUCUUUGUCAAAGUGUCGAUGGAAAUGAAAAGAUCUCUUGUACGGGCCGCAUCUUCAGCAGUGUCGCCUGCGAAAACUGUCGUUUUGCCACAGUGA